CAAGGGUGGGGAAAUGUUUGCUACUAGCGAGCGAAACUUGGUUGUCACUUAGUAUUGGGUAAGGUCAGCCCGCAGCAGCCCGUAGUCAGCAUCGCUCGCUCGCCGAUGGUAGUCGGUCGUGGCCCGCGUGAUCGUAGCGUACAUUCUCACAGUUGUUCUCCAUCCUCUCCACUGGAGUAAAUCACCUGUAUUUUUUGAACUCCUCUCGGGUGCUGCUGCUGCUGUUGGUUGGUUUCCUCCUUUGUCACGGGGAAACAAACACGAGAGCGACGACCGGCGACGAUCUCUUGUUUAAUCGCGCGGCCUUGCGCGCGUUGUCAUUGCCGUCGUCUCCGGUUUCUCCGUCUGCCGCGCCGUCGUUUCUCGAGUCCGCGAGUGCUCCACGCUGUGUCCGCAGCCGACGGGAUGUCAAAGUGAGGACGGAGCCACACGACCACGGAUUGUAUCGAGUAGCAUGGCACUGUCCUGUCUGCGCGAAGUGCAAAUUUAUGCAGUCCAGGAUUCCUGAUCGAUCAGCACCGGAGCAUGAUGCAGGAUCCCGAGAACAAUACUCAGAUUGACAGCGCGCCACAAAGGAUGUUUCCCAUAUUCGAUCCCGCGACAGCAGGACUACCGAUAACCGAGGAGCAGCUGAUCGCGAACCAAGCGAGGAUGAGGAUAGUUCAGAUGAUGGCAGCUCACCUUCCCAUAUCAUUACACGCUACGCUGGCCACAUCCCCGUCGCUCUACUCGCAAGAUUUCUUCACCAGUUGGAUACCGCGAAUCGCGUCCUCGCCGCCCUCCCCCAUUCGCCCACCGCCCACUGAAGUGUCGCCACCCCCCAACACCAAGUCUGCGUCCCGGCGCAAUAAUAAUAACAAUAACAAUAACAAUAAUAACAAUAACGACAACAGUGACAACAACAAUAUGACGACGGGCAACGACGACGACAGAAUCGUCAGGCGGGGUCGCGCCGUGAAAAGGAAAACCACCAAGUCGAAAGCGGAGGCCGUGGCAGAGGGUGGGGAACCGGUCAGUCUCUCCGUCAGUCCUGAAACGACGAAGGACGGCAAAGAUAAAGUUUUCACUUGCGGCGUGUGCCACAGAUCCUUCGGAUAUAAGCAUGUGCUGCAGAAUCACGAGCGUACGCAUACGGGCGAAAAACCUUUUCAAUGUGGGGAAUGCCAGAAAAGAUUUACGCGGGACCAUCAUCUGAAGACGCACAUGCGACUCCACACGGGCGAGAAACCUUACAAAUGUAAAUACUGCGAGCGAAAGUUCGUCCAGGUAGCGAAUCUCCGCCGCCAUUUACGCGUGCACACGGGUGAGCGCCCGUACGCCUGCGAUAUGUGCACGUCCAGGUUCAGCGAUUCGAAUCAGUUGAAGGCGCACAUGCUGAUUCACAACAACGAGAAGCCGUUCGAGUGCGAGAGUUGCCAAAUGCGCUUCCGACGGCGGCACCACUUGCAACAACACAAGUGCGGUAACGGCGCAACGCAAGAGUUGUCAUCGCCGCCGGAGGCCGAAUCGCCCCCAUCGUUGAACAGCGACGAGCUCGACUCGGAGGAAUUUGUCGAUGUUGAUGUCGAUGUAGACAUCGACGGAGAGCAGACGCCAGCAGGCGGCGAAGAGGAAGGACUCAACACCAGGAAGUACAUCACGCCGAUUAACAGACUGGCCCGUCAUCUCCGAGUUAACUCCGAGCUGAACAGUGUUCCUGGGUACCCGGCCUCGAUGCCGCCGUUGAAUCCCGCCCAAGUUGUUCCGCCGGAACAAACGGAACCCGAAGAUCUGUCUAUGAACAAAUUCCUCGCGCAGGUCGCACUACGAUAGCAACAAUUCGUCGCUGAACGUGGACAGCGUCAGCAACGAGACCAAUCCCGACGAGGAGGAUGAGGCCACUGUGUCCUCAAGCGCUCUCACCGCGCCCAUCAU
Molecule: messenger RNA, 1914 nt
Organism: Monomorium pharaonis (pharaoh ant)
Lineage: Eukaryota; Metazoa; Arthropoda; Insecta; Hymenoptera; Formicidae
Gene: Kr
Product: protein krueppel
Exons: 3
Coding region: 526-1812 (428 amino acids)
Source: RefSeq, a predicted model, not a curated record